Sceloporus undulatus (fence lizard) is the source of this 1977-nucleotide messenger RNA. RefSeq names its product T-box transcription factor 22 (gene TBX22). Gene Ontology annotation, biological process: regulation of transcription by RNA polymerase II; positive regulation of DNA-templated transcription; cell fate specification. The transcript is spliced from 8 exons. Gene Ontology annotation, molecular function: RNA polymerase II cis-regulatory region sequence-specific DNA binding; DNA-binding transcription factor activity, RNA polymerase II-specific. Gene Ontology annotation, cellular component: nucleus. Bases 154 to 1662 code for a protein of 502 amino acids. NCBI's taxonomy places the organism in Eukaryota, Metazoa, Chordata, Lepidosauria, Squamata, Phrynosomatidae. The record is from RefSeq and is a predicted model, not a curated record.
GCCUGCCCUUUCUGCCCCUGCCUUCCUGGGGAGGGUCUCCGCUGCCUGUCUCUGCCUUGAGGAUGGGGCGCCCAGAGAGCGGCGCCGGUUGAAGGAGGAGGAAGAGGAGGAGAGGGUCCUUCCUCUCUCUCUGGGUCUCUCUGGGUCCAAGGCAUGGCUCUGAGCUCCCGCGCCCACGCCUUCUCGGUGGAGGCCUUGGUGGGCAACCCUGGGGCCAAGAGGAAGAAGGUCUGGGGGCUCCACCAAGAAGAGACCCUCCUCGCCCCGGACAAGGCGGCGGCAGUCUUCGCCAAGAACCAGGGCCCCGAGAAGAAAUCCAAAGGAGAAAAGGCACUUUCUCUUCCUGGGGAGACCAAGCAAGGAGAGAUCCAAGUGGAUUUGCAAGGCUCAGAAUUGUGGAAGAGGUUUCACGAAAUUGGGACAGAGAUGAUCAUCACCAAAGCUGGAAGGAGGAUGUUUCCAUCAGUCCGAGUCAAAGUGAAAGGUCUGGACCCAGUGAAACAGUAUUAUAUCGCCAUCGACGUCGUCCCUGUGGACUCCAAGAGAUACAGGUAUGUCUACCACAGUUCCCAGUGGAUGGUGGCUGGAAACACAGACCACUCUUGCAUCACCCCUCGCCUUUACAUCCACCCAGAUUCCCCCUGCUCUGGAGAGACCUGGAUGCGGCAGAUCAUCAGCUUCGACCGGGUCAAGCUGACCAACAAUGAGAUGGACGACAAAGGGCAUGUAGGUAUUAUUCUGCAAUCUAUGCAUAAAUACAAGCCCCGCGUCCAUGUUAUUGUCCAGGAUUCUCGGUUUGAUCUCUCCCAGAUCCAGUCUCUGCCAGCCACAGGGGUUCAAACCUUCUCAUUUAAAGAAACAGAAUUCACCACUGUCACAGCCUAUCAAAACCAGCAGAUAACAAAACUCAAGAUAGACCGGAAUCCCUUUGCGAAAGGAUUUAGAGACCCUGGAAGAAACAGAGGAGUCUUGGAUGGGCUUCUGGAAUCAUAUCCGUGGAGACCAUCACUUACUCUGGAUUUUAAGUCCUUUGGUGCAGAAAGUCAAAGUGGAAGUCCUGGAUCUUCCCCCAUGACACCCACCGGGGGCACCCCAUCUCCCCUCAGCUCUCUCCUUUCCCCUUCCUGUUCUCCUCCAACAUUUCACCUUUCUGCGGCCAAUCUGGGAGUACCGUGCCCUGACUCUUACCUCCACCAUCUUGGUCUACCCAUCUGCUACAAGAUUUGUCCCGCCAGCCUUUUGAGACAGCAGUCGCUAAUGUUCCCGAGCCACCACAAACUGGGAAGCUCCAGCAGCCCUCCCCUUUUGCCUCACUUCAUGGUGGAGGUGCCCACGUUGUCUUCUCUGAGCAUCGCCAAUGUCAAAAGUGGCAAGGCAGAAGACUUAAGCAGACCGAGUUCCCAAGGGCCUAGUUCUGCAAGUCAGAUGCUGUAUGGUUUGCACGCACCUGGGAACAUUUUCUCGUCAGGUCCCAUUACCCAAGAAGCCCUGAACUGUGCCCUGCAUCCGCCAUAUGGCUUCUAUGGUUACAACUUCUCAGUGCCUUCUAGACUGAUGAAUUCAGCAGGCCCCUUCAAAGUCAACGACAGCAUCCCAUCCCCACUCCGAGAAAGCAGGUGCAGCCAUUCUCCUUGGUCCUCCACAGUUAACCAUUGCCUUUAAUGGGCCUCCUGGCUUAUUGCAGGCAGUGAUGUGCAAAGUGACAGGUGGUGCUUAGUGCUGACUCUUCACCAAGGAUUGGCGCAUUGCUCACCAUGGAACAUUCCCAACAUGAUGAACUGGGACCAGAUAUCUGUCUCAGAUUGUUCACUCUGUACAGUGUUAAUGAAAUAGACAGUUGCAGCCAAAGGUAUCCAUCCAUUCUACUGGCAGAAUGAAUGGAUUCUCCUCCUUCUGUAACUCCAAGGGUACCCUUAAUGGCUGGUGGUUUCUAUGUCAGCAGGGCAGUGAAUCUGCUUUGGGUUUCAGUCUGAAUUU